This is a messenger RNA of Penicillium bovifimosum, 2166 nucleotides long. RefSeq names its product RNA exonuclease. Gene Ontology annotation, molecular function: nucleic acid binding; exonuclease activity. Bases 1 to 2166 code for a protein of 721 amino acids. The record is from RefSeq and is a predicted model, not a curated record. The transcript has a single exon. Gene Ontology annotation, cellular component: nucleus. Lineage: Eukaryota; Fungi; Ascomycota; Eurotiomycetes; Eurotiales; Aspergillaceae.
AUGGCGAAAGAGAUGAAACGAAAGCUCAGCACGGACGAAGCCGACGGCGAAGAAGCUGCGCCCAGCAACCCUGGUGUCGCCGGUACUAUGUCGCAUCUACAAAUCGACAACCGAAGUAACGAAAGUUCGAAUGGCAGCCAUGCGUCGAAGAAGCGCAAGAGAGUCGAUGGGGAGAAGGUGAAAUACCCAGACCUCACUUACGCGGAGGGGAAACUUCAGGCACCUAUCCGAAUCGCCGAUCUCCAGGGGUUACUCCUCUAUUGCUUCGCAGAUGGUAUCGCACCACAAUGGAUCUCCAUGAAGCAUUCUGGUCAUGUACGGAAGGUUGUUGUACUCAUGGCACCUGGCCUCGAGAUGGGAAUGUUUGACGGGACAAUACGUGUGAAUGGAGCGCCAACGGCGGAAGAGCAAGCAGCACAGGAACAGGAGCCCAACUCAGCGGAACCCACGGAGAAUACUCAACAAGACGAACGCACUGUCGACUACGAGCAUUGGAAGCAAGGUCUCCCAUUGCCAGACCGCUCUACGCGUUUCAACCCUAGGUCUCUCCAUCGCGAUAAUCUGCCGUCGCCCCUCCAGCCAUUGGCCGACAUAUUUCCUCAUAUCUGGCCUGUCAAGGCGCCAGGCGACAACAAAUACAACAAGGUCCACUCACCUCUACAGGCUAUCCUCAUGUCCUCGGCGCCUAAAUCGAAAGAUGACCAGUCUCGUGCGAAAGGUGCAAAACCUGCAAGAGUCGAGAAAGGCUUCGUUCCCAAACGUACGCCAAUCACAGCCUUCAUUACCUCACGCCAGGACCUCCUUGAUAACGACUUCAUCUUGCAUCCCGCAUUCUUCACUUCCGACGAGGAAAAACAAUCCCAGGCAGAGGCUCGUCAACGAAAUGGACAAUCGGUGGAAGAUGGAUGGGUUGAGACCCAUGUUCCAAACCUGGAGUCCGCCCAACCUCCAGAAUCUGACAUUGAAAGUGGCAGUGUCACUGUUGGUCGGGAGGUAUUCGCCCUUGACUGUGAGAUGUGUAUCACAGAGGGAGGUCAAUCUGAACUCACACGUAUCAGCAUGGUCGGCUGGGACGGCGAGGUAGUCCUCGAUGAGCUGGUCAAACCACCACGUCCCGUGAUCAAUUAUUUAACCCGUUAUUCCGGCAUCACCCCGGAGAUGCUAGAACCAGUCACAACGACCCUCGCCGAUAUUCAGCAACGGCUUUUGACUCUUCUCACUCCGCGUGCAGUUCUUGUUGGUCACUCUCUGAAUUCCGAUCUUACCGCCCUCAAACUGGUCCAUCCAUUCAUUGUCGACACCAGUAUCAUCUACCCGCACCCGCGUGGCCCACCUCUCAAGUCUAGCCUAAAAUGGCUCAUGCAAAAAUACCAAAACAAGCAGAUUCAGGGCGGAAUGGCUGGUCAUGACUCCGUUGAGGAUGCCCGAGCUGUUCUUGAACUGGUGAAGUUGAAGUGCGAAAAAGGCGAAUUAUGGGGCACCAGUGACGUCUCCAACGAAAGUAUAUUCCGCCGUCUAUCCCGCUCUACUCGACCUAAUCAUGCCGUUCGGCCUGGAGAACAACGGACUGGAGCAGUAGUCGACUGGGGCAAUCCAGAGCGUGGGUUUGGAGCCCAGGCAACCGUCUCGAUUGGCUGUCGGGAUGACGAUGCUGUCGUCAGCGGAAUCUCCGCCGUAAUCAACGGCGACGAGUCGAACCCCUCCAUCCCAGCAGGCGGCGUUGAUUUUGCCUGGGGUCGCAUCCGUGAUCUUGAAUAUCUUCGCGGUUGGUGCAGCCGUCUCCCUGAUCCAAACAAUGCCAAUGAAUCCACAUCUAUCGUCCCCCCGCCGGAAGAAAUCACACCCACUACUUCGACUGGCAAUGGCGAAUCGACAGAUCUUCCACAACCCGAUGUCUUGGCUGAAACCAUUUCGCGGACCGUCUCCAACAUCUCUCGCAUCUAUGAUUCUCUCCCUCCGUGCACGCUUUACAUAGUCUAUUCCGGGACUGGUGAUCCACGUGAAGUGAGUCGCUUACAGGACAUAAACAAGAAACACCGCGAAGAAUUCCGCUCUGGCAAGCCAUGGGAUCAAUUGACAUACAAGUGGACCGACGUUGAGGAGCAGGCUCUGAAGAAGGCAUGUGAACGUGCUCGUGAAGGUUGCGGUUUCAUGUGUAUCAAAUGA